GUCAGCUUCCUGAAACGGGAUUCCACUCCGAAAAGUGAGCGGGCACAUUCGCCCCUCUUUUUCCUCUCUUUUGUAAAAUUAUAUAAAGCGGUGUUGUGUGCUGUUGUUACUGAAGUACUGUAUCGUGGUGUGUGUACGGGUCUAAACAAUAUAUUAUAUAUCCAACAAACUAUAAAAUGAGUUUCUUAAGUUUUGGGCUCGGUAGUAAACGGAAGCAAGCCAACAAGACGAAAUCCUCAUCAUCCACAACGUCAUUACAAUCAAAACCACUCUUUCUAUGUUACCCGUACGUGACCCACAUGCUCGUCAAGGGCAAUUUCAAGACCAUCAUUGAACUACCAAAAUAUGUGGAUGCCAACGAAUGGCUUGCUUUCAACACAUUUGAAUUCUUCAACUUGAUCAACUUGUUCUACGGAUCAAUUACGGAUUUCUGUUCGUCACAAACAUGCCCAACGAUGUCUGCUGGGCCUGGUGUCGAGUACCCAUGGUCCGAUGCACAAUCCAAAAAAAUCAAACUGCCUGCACCGCAAUACAUUGAUUAUAUGGCAACAAGCAUACAAAACAUGUUACAUGACGAAACUAUAUUCCCCACCAAAGCAGGCUGUGAAUUCCCUCGCGAGUUCCCAACCAUCAUCAAACGUAUCUUUGGCCAACUCUUUCGGCUUUUCGCGCAUAUUUAUCACCACCAUUACGACAAGAUCCUCUCGCUAAACCAAGAACCACACUUCAAUUCAUUGUUUGCACAUUUCAUAUCGUUUGCACGCGAAUUCAACUUGCUGGAUAAGAAAGAAAUACAACCCUUGCAGGAAUUGGUCGAUAUCAUGAUUAGAAACGGCGUGAUAUCCUGAGUAAUAUCAAUAAAAAGGGACU
Molecule: messenger RNA, 870 nt
Organism: Zychaea mexicana
Lineage: Eukaryota; Fungi; Mucoromycota; Mucoromycetes; Mucorales; Lichtheimiaceae
Product: maintenance of ploidy protein mob2
Exons: 5
Coding region: 177-848 (223 amino acids)
Biological process (GO): cell division; signal transduction; positive regulation of protein phosphorylation
Cellular component (GO): cytoplasm; nucleus
Molecular function (GO): protein kinase activator activity
Source: RefSeq, a predicted model, not a curated record